AGCACACAGAAUUUCCUAUUUAUCACAUCGGAAGUUGAGUUGCUCUUUGUUUGACAUAAGCCCGCAACUUCAUAAACCAAAACAAGCCUGACAAGCUUCAUGCUUCGUCGUUGAAUGCGUGCAAGUUCUUUGUUUUGUAUAAAAGGAUUAGGCGCCUCUUCGUUGUCUGAUCUCGUUCGCUUUCAGUAGCGCCAUGUGUGGGCAGCGAUCCAUCAUCGCUGAAAGAAAACCAUCGCAUUGAUCGAAGAGCCCUGUGGAGCAAUCAACUGGUAAAUGGAUCUAGAGGAUUUAUCGAGCUUUUGGGCGAGAUUUCAGAUCGCCUUUUCGUGGGAUUAUCCAGAAGGCUGGGAUAUACAAGCUGUGCAGUCAGCCGUGUUUCAUGUCGUAGGCGACAGCGAAACGAGGUGAGAUUAAGAUCGAACAUCACUGUUUUAUUACCUAUGAUAACGGCACUAACAGUAAUAAUAAUUGCAGGUGAAGUUUAUCCCUUUGAUAACUUGUCAAUAAAAAUCGCAGUUUUAGGCUGAUAUCCUUUUUGAUUUCCCACUGUGUUUUGUGAUAAAAUCGAUCACGGUGAUUCGUGCUUUCUAAGAACAGGUUCAUUCGAUUAAUCCUUUGAGGUGCUUACUAGAUAAACACAUUGUAACAAUGUAAAAUCUCUUAUGAUGAACUGUCUCGUUUUCUCUCGGCGAGUGCAGGUUAACUUUUGCCUUUAUAAAGAAACCAAACAAAUCAGGUGAAAUCACAGGAGGUCCUUCUUUGUAAAACUCUGGUUGAAUUUAUUAUCACGCGAUGGUAAUUUUUAUCACAAACAAUUUCCUUUUCGUUCAAGAACACCCAUCAUGACAGUUCAUUCCAAAGCAAGCAGCGCUACCACAAUUACGUUUAACCUUAGUUAACGCCACGAAUACUCUGUUAGCACUUUAAAUACGUUUUAUCACAAUAAUGAAUACAUUUUAACACAUGGAUUUUAUAUUUUCACUUUUUACGACGAUAUUAUAGAUAUUUCCGUGAUAUCGUCGAUCUUCCAACUGUUCUUCUUGUUGAUAAGGCGGAUCAAAACGAAAAAGCAUCUCCUCGAUAUCUUGACGAAGGUCAAGGGCAAUUUUAGCCAAAGAAGGAUUCUCGAGACAAUUACUAGAUGUUUAUCUUUAUGCCUUAAUAAACAUGGAUUAAAAGGCUUUUUGUCUUUCCUUUCUUGUCCAAGGAUCUCAAAGUGCAUUCUUGUGGGUUUUUUAUGUUAAUUUAUGUCGUUUCAACUAUAGAUGUAUAAAAUUUUUGGAACCUCCCUGUAGAGUUUGUAUAAAAUAACUUCGAUACUUUAUAGCUAAAUCUAAAAAAACGAGUGUGCUCACUUCGUGCAUGAGGGAAAUUCAACUAUGAAAAUAGCCUACAAUUCACAACGAAUAAACCCAUUUCUUUCUACAAGUUUUUUAAAUUAUUUUUUCCAUUGGUGGCAAAUUUAAAAAGUAGACUAAUCCAGAUUUGUUUGUUCUGUAAACAAUUAAUCUGUAUUUUAAUUGCAAACAUAUUUCUUUGUUUGCUAAAUGUGGUUGACAUAUGGCGUGGGAAAAUUUCUUUUGAAUAUGAUCAAAUAUAGUCUCACUGUUCCAUUUCCUGUUAUCUCAUUGUGAUAUACAUUUGAUCAACUUUUGUGAUGGUACUGAACUGCACUAUAGUUAUUGUUCACUUACAUGUAACAUUGGAAUGUUUAGUAACCUUUUAAAUCCUCAGAGUGACUAGAAUCAAAUUUCUCCCUACAAUAUCAGCCCUGAAUCACACUUUUAAGGUCAUGAGAAUAAAUGAAAUGAUCACCAACAAAAGAAGCUUUUGAUUGGUAAAGUGUAUUAGGAGCAGCAUGGAGAAUAUGCCUACUGAUUUUAGGGUGUAAAGAGCUAAAACAACUUAAAACUAGAAGUAAGUUAUUCUACAGUGAACUCCUGAUUUAAAACUUAUUCAUUGUAAAGUCCUUGUAGACUGACAAUUGGAUUCUGAUAUUUGGAUAUAAAGAAUUGAAAAAAUUUUCAAAAAUUCAGGUUACUUUUUUCUCUAGUCUCAAACCAUAGAGAAAAAUGAAUUUUUCAUUGGGGAAGAUGACAAUUGUGUUGUUUGAGAGAAGUACAGUAAUAUACUUCUUCUUCAAAGCUGUAUUGCAGCAAAUUUGUGAUGAAAUAUCCAAAAUUUUUUCUACUAAGCAUUCAUGAUAUACAUUUCAGCAACAGAGCUCAUAAGUUUCUCUAUCCUCAUGCUUUUGUCAUUGCUGAUGCUACAGUUUGUAGCUAACAUUAUGCAUGUGAAUUAGUGUAUAACCCAUCUUACCAACAAGUUUUAUUUAGCUCUGUUGGUAGAACAACCCAGCUUUUUUCUUUCUCUCAUGCUUGUGAUGGAAUUUAAUGUUAAUUAUCUCUCUUUGAUACAACCCAGUUCUAAGAAGGUAGCAAGCUUGGGUCCUAAUCCUGUUUCAUGCACAAAUUUUAGAAAAACUCAUCCAUUACAUACAAUUUAAACUGAAAGUACCUAUUUCAUGUGUCACAAAUGUAAUAGUAAGUUGACAAUCUUGACUUGAAACUUGAUCCUCAAUCCUCAAAACUUAAUUGGAGGAUCAAGAAUCAAUAAUCAAGAAUUGAGAAGCAAGGAUUGAGAACUGAGAAUCAAAGAACAAGGGAAUCUAAACUUAGUUUGCGCAGUUCUAUGAUAUAUAGUCAAGUGUGACACUGGUUUCACAGCUAUCUCCUGUCAUUCUCUAGGGAGCAUAUUUAAGCCAUUGUGCUUGUAUUUUUAUUGUAUGUUUUAGGCAGUUUUCUUUUACAGUUUCCUGUAUGUUUAUUUUGUUUUUUCUUUUCCAUAGGGCUCAGGAUCAGCUUGUUGUGGGGUGUGUCCAGACAGCUGGAGCCGGUGUGAUCCUGACCCAACCAAAACCACACAGUGAUGUAGUCCCAUGUGAAAUGAGCUUCACAGCACACCCUAUGGCUCAGGAAUUCUACAUUAAAAACAUUGUCAUUGUCUCUGAAGCAAGGAAUGUUGAGCUGUAUGUUGAUGAAAACUAUGAAAAAACAGCAAAGGGUAUCAUGCUUACAAUUCGCAAAGGAAGGUAUGAAGAUCACAUUAUUUUUAAACCAUAAUCAAUGCACUUUGGUAUUUUAUUCCAUCCUGGGGUAAAUUUAUCUGAUAAUUGUCAUACAUCAUUAACCCUUUAACUCCCAUGAGUGACCAAGAAAGAAUUUCUCCUUACAAUAUCAAUACAAUAUCAACCAGAUAAUUGAUGAGUAUAAAGAAAAAUAUCAAUAUGGGGAUAAUUAGUUGAUCCAACACUAAAUUCUCUGAACUAACAUUUUAAGAAUUGUAUGGUUGACAGAAAGGAGAAUUAAAAAAUUGAUCUGAGACUUAAAGCCAUUAACAGAAUCGCAGAGAAAUGUUUAACCUGAUUAAUGUUCAUAUUCUCCAAACUGUUCCCUUUACAUUUUCUAUGGGACUGAAAAGGAGAAUUUUGCUUGACAUCACAAGCUCCUUUAGUUGCCAUCAUUUUCCUUAUUCUCAUGAACUUACAGUUUGAUUUAGCUAAGGAGAAAUUAUAUCCCAGUCACUCUUCGAGGAUUAACCCUUUAACUCCUAGAUGAAAUUUGUAAUUCUCCUUACUCUCAACCAUACAAUUCUUAUAAUGUUAUUUUGGAGAAUUUAGUAUUGGAUCAACCAAUUAUCCCCAGAUUGAUAUUUUUUUUAUUCUCAUCACUUAUCUGGUUGAUAUUGUAUUGAUGCUAUAAGGGGAAAUUUUGUCUUGGUCACUCACGUGAGUUUGAGGGUUAAGGCUUAAGGCAGAACACUGUACAACAGAUGUGGCAGUCACUUUUGUGCAAAAUUAUUUUACAGCUGUAUUUAUUACACAAUCAUUUCCAAUGAGUAUGAAUUAUUUUUAAGUAUCUUCACAUUAAUUUUAUCGUGCUGUAUUUUUUUCCCAGAAAAGUAUCCUUAUUUGAAACUGAGUUUGACUUGACUGAGUUCAUUCAUGGAACUUGCAGAUGCUUAGUUAAGGUAAGUGAGAGCAUAAAUUGGAGAGGAGGGCAGCCUGUUGUUAGAAAACCUAAGUUUUUUCAAAAGAAUGGGAACCAUUAUCAAGGCACCAUAAAAGAUGUAUCAACAACCACCCCUUUCUUGAAACUCACUGACUUGGUAUCAUCCCUUCAAGGGUGAUAAUCAAGUUUCUUGACCAUUGGCCCUGUCUUUCCUAACAAUGUGAGCCAGCUUCAGUUCUUGGACCAGUUACUAUAUUUUUAACAACGUCUUCUCACACAGACCUCUCACAAACUUAAUAAUAUGAUAGGUUCAAAGACCCUUUUACUUAACAGCUUAAAAAAGUUACAUUUACAUUUACAUUUACCUUGGCCAGGCUCACAAACCCCCCCACCUCUCUCACUCAAAUAAAAUAAUAUCAUGGCUGCAAAUACACUUAAAAUACUUAACAGCUUAAAUAAGUCACCUUGGCCAGGUUCAUUCUCCCCCCCCUUGCUGCCAUGAUUUAAAAUUGUUUUGUUGUAGUUUGGUACAAAGAAGGCAAACACUUGACCCUAUAUCUCCCAACUGAGCGAUCAGUUUGGUAUUCUGCAUUAAUGCAUUACAAAUAACUGACUGAGGAUUUCUUGUCUUUCCUGAGAAUUAAAUUAGGAAAGAUGUAAGUAGACAGUAUGCAUAAAUGGCAGGCCAGAUUGGUAUUCUACUGAACUCAUAUAAAUUAGCCCAACCAGCCUUUCUUUGAGUUGGGGUUUUUUUUUUUAUUUUUUCCUGAGACAUACUGACAAGGCUAGUUGGGGUAAUCUACAUGACUACAAAAGAAUACUAAUUGAGUCUGCCAUUCAUGCAUUGGGUCUGUUAUCUGGUUUAAAAUUUCUAUUAGACUGUAGUUUUAACAGUAACAAAUUGAAAAAUUAUAGCUGACAAGAUUUUGAUUUUUCAUGUCCAGUUCCUAUCAUAUGCGGAAGAGCAAUCAAUGAGACUUCAGACCAUUGUUGUACGAGUUGCCAGAGUCUCUACACUUCCUCCCAGCCCAGGAAUGCCUUUGCAGGUUAGAGUUUUGAUUUUGAACACUUCAGCUACUGGAAAUGAGCCAAACACAGGACAAAAAUAAGCUCUCUGGGAAGUUAUUCGGUCAGUUAAAUGCAGACAUGUACACCAUGGUGUAGGAAAUACGGUCAAUUAGAAUGCUGAAAAGCCAUUAAUGUAUUUGGUGUCAUAACACCCAAUCUUCCCAUAAUGCACUGCUAUCUCAUAACUGAUUAGUAAAAACGAAUCAAGAUGCGAUUAUCAUUCAGCUUGUCUAAUAAAUUAGAAUGAUAUGCAAAUUUUUUCAGGGUUUGAUACCAGGCCAAGUGGAUAUAUCUAAUGUGAGGAGCUAUUUGGAUAGUCUGGGUAAACAACUGUCACCAGAGGCUCAGCAACUCUUGGAGUCCAUGGAAAGCAAGCAAAUGGUUGGUAAUAUUGUAUUUUUUAUGUCAUAAUUUAAAGUAGCUUAGUGAUCUAUAUUUACCAAUUAUUUUGCAUUACUUAGCUCUUACGCUUGUAGCCAAAAUCGAACCCUUUUAUCGGACUCAGUAAACUAAUCAUGAAGUGUUUUCGGCAGAGUCAAAGUAGAAGUGUCUCUGAGCAUGUCAGAUCUGUUAGCCAUGGCAGUGGGUCUCUGCCUGAACACCUUGGUGCCAUGAAUUUAUCUGGGAGUGAAACUAGCAUCUUAUCACAGGCCAUGACAAGAGCGAAACAACUGGAAGAGGAAGAGAAAGCGGAAAGGAUGUGUAAGUUGAACUUUCAGCCUACAGAACAAGUUGUCUUUUCCCUUUUUCAGUUGAGCGGACUUUGCGCUUGCUUGAAAACGCCCCCCUCAAGAAAAAGCGAAAUCCGUCUUGCAAGCUACGACUUUGGUCUAAAUUUUGUGAGUUAAACAUUUUCAGUCCUCAUCAAACUAUUCCAUCCUUUUCCACCUUGGUUCGAAGUCCUCCUCUCAAUAUUUUUAAUAUCUUUCCAUCUUUCAAUGUUCACGUUUUUUGGUUUUCUCCAAUUUGAGGAAAGUUUUGCCAAACGCCGAAACAAUUUCUAAAAGAUUUCGUAACCCCAGGUGUAGGCGAAUCAAGAUGAGCAAUUUGGUUUCCGUCAGUCACUUAGAAGUAGCCUAUUCCAGAUAGCUCAGGGUGCAAUAGAUGCAGCAGAGUGAAAACGAGGGAGAUUCGGGCCGAGUUGCGCAGAGAACACCACCCGACCCAAACAUCCCUCGGUAUUUCACUCUUCCGCUUCUAUAGUGCAUCGUUGUACUGACUGAACGCCUGGAAGACGCUUUGAGAAGUGCACUGAUUUUACUUCCAAGGUAAAGUUCGCGUUUUGAAGGAGGCAGGCUCCCUUAACGUUAUGCUGUGAAUAUUUGGCGUGGACAACACACUUUUUUGGAGUUUUCUUUCUAUAAUUCAAUUCCUCACCCGUUUUCUGUCAUUAAACUUUGUAAUACAAAAUGAAAAGGCUAAGAGCAAUCUAGAGGUUAACAGGUUUGAUCAUUUUUUGUUUAAUGAAAAAUUCUACUGAUUGGGUGAGACUAAGUCUGAUAGAAAGAGGCAGGAACGUACUUUCAGCAUCAGUCUGUGUAAUGAAAUGAUUUAUAACGAUGUAAAUAAUUCCGAACUGGCUCUUUUUAAAACGUUCUUUACUUUCUCAAUGUUCUUGCAGUUAGGUGUAAUCAACUUCGACUUCUAGAGUCCCUUUAGACUGAGUGUCGCAAAACCAAACCAAAGUAAUCACAACGGACAAUGGCCAAUCGAAAGACAGGAAAUUACCUUUAAGAGCCGAUGAAAACCAAACCGUUCAAAGAGCGGGAAAACGAGGGCAACCAAGUCGUGAUUGGUUGUAGUUUUGCAUCUGAUUGGUUGAUAGAGUGGUGCAAAACCAAUCACAGAGCGACGCGAAGCAGAACGAAAUCAAUCUCGGAUGAAUUUCGACUCUCGAUUUAAAAUUGCUUUAGAUAGCCAACUUAUCUUUUGUUUUCCUUACAGCGCGGAAUAUGCCAGGAAGUCCAGAAGGCGAUGAAGAUUUUAUUAAUAUGCUAGCAGGCCUGAUGGUUGAAAAGUCACCCGAAUCAGCGGAGAACUCUGCUACUCUGUCGGUGGAAAAUGGCGCACCCGAUACCCCGGAAUCACCCACGCUCGCUAAGCACCGGUGGGAAACCUACUUACAGUCACGUGUACGUGCAAGCCGCAACAUGGUGCGCAAAGCCAGACCAGUCUCCCUCGGCAGUGCGCUUCCUGUAGCGACACAGGCUACAAUCAAUCCACGGGCGCAGUCAUUCUGCUUGGAAGACAAGCGAGCUGUAGAACGAGUUAUGGCUGAACAAGCGCCUGCUCCGUUAGAGAAGGCUUCGUCUGACAGCUCGGAUUCCGGGAGUAAGUCCAGGUAAGGGCAAAUAUGAUAAUGGGGGUAGGGGUCGGGGGAGGUAGCGUUUGGCAGUUGAGGGAGGGGUGGAUGGAGAAGGAGAUGUGUUGAUGGUAACUGCAACACUGAUGGGACAGCUAAGCUGCCUAGAGUUUCACUUUGGUAGAAGUAAACUUGCCAGCCGACGUACCGAAAGACUGAUUUCAGAAUUUCCCUUCAAAGGUCUGCGCCAAUUUCCCUCUCAACUCCACUAAAAGCUAACACAAUGCAGCAUUUCACCUUAAAAAAAGAGAGUGCCCAUGUUAUCAAAAUGCAUUUCUAUUGUUACUCAGGUGCGCCGAAUGCGGAUGCCCCGGAUGUUUAUCAGUUUAUAACUCUAUCACCACGAACAUCUAUGCCGCAGAGAAGAGAAUUAUGGGGCGAGUUGAAGCUAAGCUCCAGGCCAUGCUCGAGCACAUGGACUCGAGGUUCGACACGUUAUUCAGAAGUUUGCUUCUCAGACAAGAGCAUUUAUAUGCACACAGCGCUCAUGGCUCAAACAACAGCUUUCCUGGUACCAGGAAGUUCUCACAGCGUAACGGUCACAAAUCUGGUGAUACUUCUGUUUGAGAGUCAAACACGCUUAGCCAAGGAUAUACAGAUCAGCGUUGGAGAAGAUUCUUUCAGAGAGCGACUACAAGCGAUCCCCAAACAGUUUCGUUUGGAACAAUGGACAGUUAGCCGCAAAGUCAGAUCGAAUCAGUCUUAGACUUUAUCAUUUUGGAGUUUACUUGGUGCUUGGAAAAACCUGCGAAGUUUUUUUUCCUUUUUUUGUGAAGGCUUUUUUCAGAUGUAAAUUUUAUCCACAGCUGGCCAAGGCCAGAGAUGACCUUGCGUAAUACAUAACCUCUGUAUCCUUGAAGCUACCCAUUUCAAAAUUUAGGGAGUAAUAUAGUUUGUUUUGCUUUUUCACUGUCGUUUAUAAAUAUCAUUUAAUAUGUUUUUGAAAAACAGCCUAGAACUAUACCAAACGGCCUCUCGAGCAACUAAAUUUUCCCUUAGUUUCUGAAAUGUAAUGGAUGUAGUGGAAAAAUUUUGUAUCCAAAGAUUUUCAAGUAGAAGAGUAAUGAUUCUUACUCACUUUUGAAACCCUGGCUAUCAAAAUGGAUUUAAAGCUUCCCUAUAUAAACGUUUGCUAUUUUUUUAUUUUAGUACUUCAGGACUAGGCCGCUAGAACAAUCUUAACCCCCUUAUUCCCAAGAUCUCAUUUACAACUCUCUUCAUUGUCUGUCAUCCAAUUCUCACAAUGUUCGUUCAGAGAAUUUGGUAUUGGAUUAACUAACAAUUCCUUAUUCGAUGUUUUUCGUUAUUCUCAUCACUACUCUGCCUGAUAUUGUGUGGAUGUUGUAAGGAGAAAUUCUGUAUUGGUCACUCAAGUGAGUGAAAAGGGUUAAAGAGAUAACUAAGAAAAACACUUUAGAGAUUAAGGAACUGAAUUGAAGAGAAAUUAUCUUUGAGGAACAUUUUCGCUAAAUUUUUCUAGAAUUGGUAAAAAAUUUAGGAAAAUAAGUUUUUUAACGUAGCGUUAUGGGUCGAACUCAGUCUUUCUGAGUUUCGUUUUAAGUCCGACGGAAUUAUUGAUUUAAAGCCAUUGCAUUGUAAGUGAGAGAAAUUCUCCUUUUAAGCCAUUUUAUUGUAUGAGCUGUUCAGAUUGAUAGCGGAAUACAAUGUUUUACUUCAAGUAUGUAAUUAAUAAUGAAAUAUGUAACAAUAGCAAAAAACAUACAAAAUACAUAAACAUAACGGUAAUUUGGGCAGGUAAUUUGGGUCAGGUUUUAAUUAUCUCAUCAAUAUAUAAUUAGAUACAGUUGAAAGCUUACUAGCCUACGAGCAAAACUGCUUUUGGUUUUCGCAUUACUCGGUGUUUUAACGAGAGAGCUUGCCAAAAGGUGAAAUAUUUUUUAGAAAUCUUUCGAUUUAUUUAAAUAACAAGGGAGAAUAAGCAGUUAUUUGACGUCAAGUAUUUAAUUUCCCCAACUUAGGUGUAAUUUAUAUGAUAAAAGCGUUCUUUCUUAUAUUGAGAUCAUGCAACAAGUGUAGAGACAGGAUAGUUUCUAAGAAAAAAAAUACAAUAACUUUAAAUGAGUAGAUAAAUAAACCGAUUAAAAAAACACAAAUAGAUUUGUCCGUCUUUCAGAAACAAU
Molecule: messenger RNA, 9581 nt
Organism: Pocillopora meandrina
Lineage: Eukaryota; Metazoa; Cnidaria; Anthozoa; Scleractinia; Pocilloporidae
Source: the annotation of a GenBank genome assembly